Danaus chrysippus (African queen) is the source of this 2649-nucleotide messenger RNA. The record is from the annotation of a GenBank genome assembly. Lineage: Eukaryota; Metazoa; Arthropoda; Insecta; Lepidoptera; Nymphalidae.
AUGUACUGGGAACAAUUGGAGCUUCGCUGCCGGUCCCUAUAUCGAGCACCCACCACGGGCAGGGCUUCGGGACAGCAAGAAAGAUCACAGAAUACAUGUAGCUGUUGCACUCAAUGUCAUACAACACAACCGGCCUGGGAUUUCAGUGUGCAACACAGGUUUUGGGCUCCUGGUCGCAUUGGUAACUUGUACUCACCAAAUCCGGGCACAGGAAGAAAAACUUCACCUUGGAGUUGGUUUCCAUGGCCGAGGGGAAAUAGUCAGAAUUCCCGAUGUCGUAUGAACGUGCCACAAUCGGGUGACAGCGCGUACGGUUUCUGCGAGACGGAAGCUAAUCCAAACUCAGCCCAGCCCUACGAUGAAAGAAACCUAAACUACCCUCAGAACCAAUUCCCGAGACAAACCCAAGCUUUCAGCCAGAACCCAGCUACAUUCAGCCAGAACCCAGCUAAUUUUGGCCAGGGAAGCAGUUUCCAGGGUUAUGCAGAAGGAUUUGAGGGUAGUUUGGAUGGUCAAACCGUUUGGGGUCCGCCCCCACCUUAUAGUCCCCACGGCAGAAGUGGAAGCAGGCAUCAUCUCCACCAAGAUCCUGCAUCAGCUACACUACUUCAUCAUCAUCACAUGGACCACAGGAGCUCUAUGAAUGUGCAUGAGAUGCAUGCGUGCAGCAGGAACUACUUGCAUAACAUGCAAGGCAUGGAUGUUAAUAGGAUGCAGGAUAUCAACAACGAUAUACGGAACCCGGAAAUAGCAAGAAUGAAUCCGGAAAUAGCAAGGAUUAAUCCAGAGUUGGCAAGGAUUAAUCCGGAAUUGGCGAGAAUGAAUCCGGAAUUGGCGAGAAUCAAUCCAGAAUUAGCAAGGAUUAAUCCAGAGUUAACAAGGAUGAAUCCAGAAUUGGCGCGGAUGAAUUCAGAGUUAGCAAGAAUAAAUCCUGAACUAGCAAGGAUGAAUCCAGAGUUAGCAAGACUUAAUCCGGAGUUAGCAAGACUGAAUCCAGAUAUGAACAUGUAUCCAAACGAUCCGAAUGACAUGUGCUUGCAAGAAAUGGUGAAUGUGGGACAGGAAAGAUUCAAUACAUUAAGAGGACAUCUUGUACCUUAUAGGAACUGUCCAAGAAUGGGCAACGGUUCAGGAAAUAUACACAGAGAUACAGUUGAUAUAGAGUGUUUACAUCAGAAGAGUGUUAGUAGAGUUUCAGACCAAAGCAGUGACUCGUGCAUUAAACAGGGGAAAGAAAAUUUGGGAUUCCAGAACGAUAAACACUCUCCAAUAAGGUCUUCCCUACAAGAAAAUCGCCAGGCAGAGUCCGAGGUUUACUUCGCAGAUGUAUCCAGUUGUUGCACUGUUAGUGUUAAGGCCGAAUGCUGUAUGAAUCCGAAUGUAUCGUUGGUCGGUACCAUAGACAAUCAUCACGAAUCAUCAGAAUCAGAUGGUUCAUUCACACUCACACGCCAGAGACAACACACACAGAGCUCAAAGAGGCGACGACACACGGACAAACAGAAACACAGGCUGGACUACACGGAACACGGAACGAUCAGGGAAUGUGUGGACCGGAACGAACGACACGAACGGAUCUGUUCGAGCGAUCAGAUAGAACGAAUCAACGACUCCAGAGAUCGAUUGAACGAUUCCAGAAGCGAUCGGAUGAGCGAUAGAUUGAACGAUUCCAGAAUCGAACGCAUGAGCAUGCGUAAUGAUCCGAGAUUGGAGCGUUGCGAUCGUGAUAGAUCGAUCGAUUCCAGAAUUGACAGAUUGAACGAUUCUAGAAUUGAUAGAUUGAACGAUUCUAGAAUUGAACGAAUGAGUGAUAGGGUGAGUGAGUGUCGAUUAGAUCGUAGUGACCGAGAACGUGCCAGUGACGUUAGAAUUGAUCGAAUGAAUGACUCAAGAGUUAUAAGUGACCGCGGAAACGAUGCUAGACUGGAUCGAAGUGAUCAAGAUAGGUCAAACGAUUCAAGAAUCGAUCGGUUGAACGAUUCUAGAAUAGAUCGUAUGAGUGAUCGAGCAAAUGAUUGCAGACACGAACGGGAUAGGUCCAACGAUCCAAGAAUAGAACGAUUUAAUGAUUCAAGAAUAGAAAGGAUGAGCGAUCGAGCUAACGAUUCCAGAAUUGAUCGAGAGCGGUCCAACGAUCCUAGAAUCGACCGUUUGAACGAUUCCAGAAUCGAUCGUUUGAACGAUUCCAGAGCUGAUCGUUUGAACGAUUCCAGAGCUGAUCGUUUGAACGAUUCCAGAACUGAUCGUUUGAACGAUUCCAGAAUCGAUCGUUUCGACGACCGCCGUAUGUCCGACAUCAAUUCCAGUAUGAGAAUAGAGGGAAGUCCAAAAAUGCGUUCACACAUGAGCCCGCUGCGAAUGAAAAGUCCAAAGGGCAUACAAAAAGAUACAAUGGAAACUAAGGAUUUCUUCACUCCGAUAUCACCUCUAUCACCUAACACUGAAGAGUCGUUAUUGUCUGAUGAUGACAGACCGGAAACGGUGUAUUCUAAUGAACCGGAAGUGAAGUGUUUGGCGCCGGAUUCACAGUAUGAAGCGAUCAGAGACGGAAACGAGAUGUUGAAGACCAAUCAUCAUCAUUGUUACAGCGAUACUAACACUAUGGACUCGGGCUGGCAGAGCGGCUCGGAGAAACAGGUCACUGAUUGA